AUGUCGAUUGGAUAGACGUGGCUCGGCAGGAGAAAGUGUAACCUGAAUGACCCUACAACAAUCAGGUGGAAGUGAAAACUUGUACGACGUUCGCUUCAUUAUUAGGACAUCCCGUUAAUGUUGGACGGUGUGGCUACAUGGGGGAGUCUGAAGUAACCACAUAUAGGGGUCGCAGGACAUUUAUAAACCCAGGCAGUAGCUAUAGGACCCACACCAGUAUUUGGUCAAAACACGUGGACUUCAGGGCUGUGUGGGAUACGAUAACACGGCACCACUGGAAAUGGCUUUGUUUGGGAUGAUUCUCACUGUAUCGGCAAUCAGAGUGAUUUCAGGGGUAAACACUAAUCUCCAGGACCAAUUAGUCCGGGACCUGUUCGCUAGUUACGAUCGUGACGUCAGACCCCAGUGUGAACACAACGACAAGGUUAAUGCUACGGCGGACAUGAGUCUAAGACAGAUCAUUGACCUUGAUGAACCAAAACAAAUUCUAAAAUUGAACGUCUGGAUUAGGACGAGAUGGACGGACUGUCGACUAACCUGGGAUCCGGCCAAUUACAGCAACAUAGACCACAUCGUUCUCCCCUACGCCCGUCUAUGGGUACCCGACCUCGUUCUGUACGAUAACGCGGAGUCAACCCUGUCUGGGAUCAAAGACUUCCGAGCCGGCCUGACGUACACGGGACAUAUUUCCUAUAACUUCCCUUCCAUCCUCAACAGUUUGUGUGCUAUCAACGUUCGGUACUUCCCGUUCGAUACCCAGACAUGUCCUCUGAUAUUCGGUUCUUGGGCCUACAAUGGACUAGAACUAGAUAUCUCGAACGCCUCCUCCCACACUGGUCUGGCCAGUUUUGUCCGGAGUAUUGAAUGGGAAGUAAUUGACGCACCAAUCAAGUACAGCCAGGACUGGUAUGGCGACACGUAUUGGUCAACUGUGACGUUCACAUUCAAUCUGGAACGUAAACCUCUGUUUUACAUUAUGAACAUUCUUUGUCCCUGUUUGCUGAUCACGUGUGUGGCGGUCUUUGGCUUCAUGCUGCCCCCAGACUCUGGCGAAAAGGUCAACCUCGAGAUAACCGUCCUUUUGUCUCUGGCCGUGUUCCAACUCAUUGUCCUGGAGACCAUACCCCCGUCCGGAGACAGCACGCCGUUCCUUGGUUUGUAUUUUAUGGUAUCGAUGGCGCUGGUUGGCACGUCUUGCCUUCUCACAGUAUUCGUGCUACAGGUACACUACAAGGGUAACAAUGGCACACGAAUGCCCGGAUGGGUUAAGCGUUGCAUCAUGGGACCGCUGUCCCGUAUCACCUGCGUUAAGAUAACUGAUGACGACAGCAAAAGCUACACUGUGUCAGAAGGAAACAACACUGGACUCAUCAUUCCAAAUGGUUCUCUGCAGUGCGAACAGUUCGAAAAAGUGAAUUACAGCAAAACUCAGGACAAUGCAAAGACGCAGCCUACCGCCCCUGCUACGGAUGGAAAACAGCUUAUCUAUCCUCUCCACUCAGUACUCAAGGGCAUUUCUGACAGACUGGAAUACUUCCGGCGUCACAUAGAAUCUCAGCAAAAUGAGGCGACUGUGGACAAAGAUUGGAGCCUACUGGCCGUCAUGAUGGAUCGUGUUUUCAUGGUUGUGUACAUUGUAAUAGUCGUUACGGUGGCGCUGUCUAUGAUACUUCCGGUUGUCCUAAGGAACCGCUCUUUCCACACAGAAUGACGGAUACUACUAGCUAUUUUGCUCAGAACUCAGGCUUUUUUUAUUCGAAUAACAUUAACAUUAAAAUCAGUAGCUUCCAAAAAAAAAUAACUAAAUGUCCCCGCCAUUUAUUUGGUCACCUGAGCCACGCAAACACUAAACAUUUGUUGAAUUGCAGAAUCCAGCACUGCAGUUCGGAAUAAUUAAAUGAAUAAACAAUAGCAUUGAUAAUAAUGAGCAAUAAAGCUUCAAACAAAUGCACUUAACGGUUUAUUACGUCGAUUCUAAGUAUUAAGGUCUCUAAAUCAAUCCCUCAUUUGGCUUUAUUGUAAAGAAAUAACUAAGUAGUUGUGUGAUUGCGUUUAAUGUAAACUAUUUCAUGUGUGUAGUAAUACGAUAUCAUUAGAAUGCAGUCUUUAAUUUGUGUAAUAGCAUUAUUAUCAGAGCGCAAAGAUAUUUGACAUGAAUUUUAUUGAUAAACGAAAUGUCUUUUUUUUUCAAUGCGAUGAAACACUACCAGUGUUGUGUAUAUUCUUAUAUUGUAUGUAUUCCGUCUUUGCGUAUUGCAGAGUUAUCUUCUCUUGGGAGCAGGUAUUGAUUGUAACGUC
Mizuhopecten yessoensis (Yesso scallop) is the source of this 2298-nucleotide messenger RNA. Its product is annotated as neuronal acetylcholine receptor subunit alpha-10-like. Lineage: Eukaryota; Metazoa; Mollusca; Bivalvia; Pectinida; Pectinidae. Gene Ontology annotation, molecular function: acetylcholine-gated monoatomic cation-selective channel activity; transmembrane signaling receptor activity. The transcript is spliced from 8 exons. Gene Ontology annotation, biological process: signal transduction; nervous system process; monoatomic ion transmembrane transport. The record is from RefSeq and is a predicted model, not a curated record. Gene Ontology annotation, cellular component: synapse; postsynaptic membrane; neuron projection. The coding region runs from base 281 to 1711 and encodes 476 amino acids.